AAAAAGAAUCAUAAUAACUAUUAUUAGAUUCUGCUAUUGAAGCUUUAAAUUAAUUUAAAUAAUCAGCAAAUGUUUCUUUUUAUUUUUUUAACACCAUCUUGUCAUAUUUUAAAAGAUUCAAAACUUUUUUAAAUUCAUACUUAGAUUGAAAAAGAUUCUCUAAUUGAAAAAUAUGAUAAAUUUAAUAUUGAAAUCAAAUUAAAAGUAAGUAAAAUGUCGGAAUUUGAGAAAAAAUUGUUACAUGUUUAAUUACACGCUGAUAUAUAUAAAGAAUAGAAUAAAAACUAAACGAGAAAAUAAGCGAAAUUAAUUACAUUUAAAAAAAACGAGAAGAGUAAGCCAAGAAAGAAAAAAAAGAGAACAAAAUAGUAAUAAACGAGAAAUACAAAGAGAUAUUUCGAUUUUUAUUAGAACAAAACAUUCGAAUGA
This is a messenger RNA of Ichthyophthirius multifiliis, 429 nucleotides long. RefSeq lists its product as hypothetical. Lineage: Eukaryota; Ciliophora; Oligohymenophorea; Hymenostomatida. The annotation marks the transcript as partial. The record is from RefSeq and is a predicted model, not a curated record. The transcript has a single exon.